CAACUUGCUGCAAACCCUGUCAUUGAAAUCACAAAGAAUUGAAUGAAAUAGGACUGUUGGAAUUCCGUCUCCCUGAUGUGUUUUGUUGGCUCAGAUGUUGCAGGAAUGAUUUGGUAAUUCAAUUUGUGAAACGUAGUUGAUUUGGACAUGUUGAGAGCAGCACCAGUGACAGAGGUGCCUGUGAGGGAUGCUAGAGUGCCGAAGACAACGGCAGUUUCUGCCUUUAGUAUCCAAAGCUUCUCUUUAGGCUUGGAUGGUGCACGAAGUAGCUUGAUGCCUGGGCUGUCUUGGAAGCUUUCCUUGUCAUCAGCAUCUGCCAUUGCCUCGUGCGUGAAGAGAUGCAAGAGGCGUCCUUCACGCUGUGGAAGAAGUUCACAGGCAACACAGCAAGCUGAAGAGGGCGACCUUGAAAUUGGUGACACAUCUUAUGAAGAGCUUUUCCCUCCAGCAGAAGCCCUGGAGAAAUGGAUCGAUGGGGAAAAGCACAUCUUGGUGAAAUAUGGAAAGCAACCAACGUGGGUGCCGGAAUCCGAUGUGGGCACCUAUCGCUUCACAAAGCGAGGAUAUGAGUCCCGGGACGCAGACGGCAAUUGGGUAUGCCAUGCGCAAAUGCCAAAAGAUACAUCGCACUUGACUGAUGCUCAACGUGAACGGCUCAUCCUAGAAUUGAGAGGGCAAAUCUCUUUCAAUAUCUCAGAUGGUGUUGAUGAAGAAGGGUUCAGGCCUCUUCCCCAGGUUCCUCCAUUGGAGAAGUGGCCAUUUUACAGAGUAGAGGUCACUGAAGAAUCAAAAGCAAAUAGUGAGCAGCUAAAGGAUUUUCAGUUGCUGCAGCUUACGGAGGAUCUUCCUCGGGCCUAUUUCCUGGCGAACCGCUGGAAAGUUGCCAAUGAGGGAAGGCGUGCGCUGGGAUAUGGGGUGAACACAACCAUCAACGAUGUUGCCAACAUGAAUGGUACCGUGCUGGGCUUCAAGGCCAUGGUAGACCAACUAAAACGAAUCUCGAAGUUUCGCAGAAGAAAGGAUGAAGAUCCAAUACCAUCAGAUGCCGAGAGGCUUCAGAAACUACAAUGUACAUCUUUGCUUGGUACUGACAAAGGCUCUGCCAUGGCUUUGUGGUCGUUCAAUGGCAAGAAGAACAAACUCAUGAUUGAUCUUUGUUUGGGAGAUGACUGUAUGGAUCAAGGACCAUAUGCUGAGGAGAUUCUGCUGCGGUACUUAGUGUCUGAAGGCGACAAGCUUGGCGCUGAGACAAUCUGGUGCCGUAGCCGACGAACUGAAAGCGGGAAAGUGUUUUUGCCACCGCCGAUGAGGAAUGUUGGAUUUACUGCAGUUCCAAUUGAGGAGCAAGAAGAAGAGGAAUGGGAAGCCUUGGAACAGAUAAAGCGGGAGGAGGAAGACACUGAGGCAGUUCCCGGAUUGAAGUUGUGGCUGGCUACUCGUGAUCUUGACGACUUCCUUUCAGAUGCCAAUGGCUGGUGCGAGGAGAUGGGGGCGACAGAUUUGAAUGAAGUCGCUGACAAUAAGUAUGAUCUUGCAGAUUUCUUAGAAGAAAGAGGCCUCUCUUCAGAGCAACGUGUGAGGUUAGUGCAGUUUUAGCCGAGCCAUAGGCACCAUGUAAAUUGUUCGGGCUGCCGGGCUCAACACUGCAGAUGUGAAACACUGCAGCACCAACUUUUGAGCGUCAUGACCGCAGUUUUGCACCAGCAAUUGUCUUUGUCAAAAUUAUCAAACUAUACAGCUUGCUGAA
Messenger RNA from Durusdinium trenchii, 1747 nucleotides. Lineage: Eukaryota; Dinophyceae; Suessiales; Symbiodiniaceae. The record is from the annotation of a GenBank genome assembly.